This is a messenger RNA of Aphanomyces invadans, 852 nucleotides long. RefSeq lists its product as hypothetical. The transcript has 6 exons. The coding region runs from base 1 to 852 and encodes 283 amino acids. Lineage: Eukaryota; Oomycota; Saprolegniomycetes; Saprolegniales; Verrucalvaceae. Gene Ontology annotation, molecular function: acyl-CoA oxidase activity; FAD binding; fatty acid binding. Gene Ontology annotation, cellular component: peroxisome. The record is from RefSeq and is a predicted model, not a curated record. Gene Ontology annotation, biological process: lipid homeostasis; fatty acid beta-oxidation using acyl-CoA oxidase.
AUGUUUAUCCCGACGCUGGAGAAUCAAAUGGACGACGAACAGCGAGCGUACUGGCUGCCGAAAGCCAAAGCAUUCGAAAUCACGGGAGCCUACGCCCAGACCGAGCUCGGCCACGGCUCGAACGUCCAGGGCAUCGAAACCACGGCCCACUACGACCCCAAGACGCAAGAGUUUAUUUUGAACUCGCCAACGCUCACGAGUCGCAAGUGGUGGCCCGGCGGGCUCGGCAAGACUGCCAACCACUGCGUGCUCCAUGCGCGGCUGUUCCUGGACGGCAAAGACCGCGGCGUCCAGGCGUUUUUGGUGCCACUUCGAGACACUGCGACGCACAGGACGUUGCCUGGGAUCACGUUGGGGGACAUCGGUCCCAAGAUUGGGUUCCAGUCGGUCGACAACGGGUUUUGCGUGCUGGACCACGUGCGCAUCCCGCGUCGAAACAUGCUCAUGCGGUUUGCCAAAGUGGCGCCGGACGGGUCGUUUUCCAAACCUCCCAUGGACAAAUUGGUGUACUUUACCAUGGUCAAGAUUCGUGUUUUGGUGGCGGUGGUGUGCGCACGUUCCAUGGCGAGCGCCGUGACCAUCGCCACGCGAUUCAGCGCGGCCCGCGUCCAAGGGUCGGCUGGGCGUGGUCAACCCGAGAACCAAGUGCUGAAUUACGAAAACCAACAGUUGACGCUGUUUCCACUCAUCGGCCUCGCGUACGCGUCGUAUUUUGCGUAUCGAGGACUCGACGCAAUGUACAAGCAAGUGGCGGAGCAAGUCGACCAAGGCGACAUGGGGCUGGGUACGUCUGGCGAAAAUACGAUCCAUGCAACAUUCUCAACCAACUACACGCGUCGGCAUCGGGACUGA